AUGCCGUUCUUGCCGGGGGUGAUCAUCGACUCGACCUCCGAGGGACGUGGCAAGGUGGAGUUGGAGCAUUCCAAGAAGCGUUCGGCCGACUCCAUCGGUCUGGGCAUCGAAGAGCGCUUGGAUCGACUCUCCGAACAGAUGGACCUGUGCCUUGCCGAGGUCGUUGCCUUGAAACCGGUUGGAGACUUGCAUCCGCGCUCCUGGAGCGGCGUCAUGCCACCCCUUCGCGCGCGCCCGUCCACGACGCCGUCGCGGGGGCAGCUGAGAGUGGCGGACCCACCGAGCCAGCGAAGUUCCAAACGGUCUGCACGGUUCUCGCAGAAGACGGAUGGAAGUGAAACGACGGUUGUGGAACAGCAUGUCCUACAGAGCCGACCGACCUUAGCAACCAAUCACAGAGGAGCUCGCGAGCGUUUCAAGAGCCAAGCUGUGCCUCGGUCGAUGGACUUGGAGAUUGCAUGGCGAUUGCACGCCAAGAACAACCGAGAGGAUGAGGAGGAGCCAGUGGCCUUGAAGCCUCUGCUGCGCUUGGUGGAGCGCAGCCGCCUCGAUAUGUUGUGGGAAUUGCUGGAUGAUCCGUCCUCGAGUCGGACGGCCUGGUGGGUGUCUCAAGUCCUCAAAGGCAUUGUGAUUCUCUCCUUGCUCUUCUCGAAUCUGCAAACCACUGAAGAGCCAAUCCUAGACACGGCUUUUGCUGCUGCAGCUGAAACCGCUCUGGACUGCAUUUUCUUGGUGGAAUUCUUGUGCCGAAUCCUAUCUGCACCCUUGAAGAGGAGUUAUGCUUUGGAUCCGUUGAACUGGGCAGACAUGUGGUCAGCCAUGGGGCUUCCGCUCAGGGCAUCCAUUGGAUUUGUGAUUUCCCAGAGUCCGGCGACUCUGGCUGAAGAUCUGGUGCAGCAUUACCUUCUAUUCUUUUUGCCUUUGGUGCGCUUCUUGAAGCUCUUGAGAUACUUUGAAUCCUUCAGGCUUCUCAUUGAUGCCUGUGGGAAGAGCGCAGAGGCCCUCCCGGUGCUGAUUUACAUGACUGCACUCAUCGUGCUGCUCUCGGCAACGGCCAUUUAUAUGGUCGAGGAGCCGUUUGAAGCGUGUCUCGCCGUCCGCUUCCGAUCACGGGCGCGGGAGAUCACGGUUCAGCACGAACCUGGCGAUCCAACAGGGUUGAAGAGGUGUGUGAGUGGGGGGUUGAUCACAGUCCCAGUAGCUCUGGCCUGCUGCCCAAGUGCAGCAGGGCACUAA
Messenger RNA from Durusdinium trenchii, 1236 nucleotides. NCBI's taxonomy places the organism in Eukaryota, Dinophyceae, Suessiales, Symbiodiniaceae. The record is from the annotation of a GenBank genome assembly.